AGAGUAGCUGAAAAGCAGGAAGUGAAUAUGAUGACUGCAGCUAAUUUAGCUAUUGUCCUAUCACCUACUUUACUGAGUUCAUCCUAUACCGAUCCCAUAAGUUGUUUGGCUGGAACACUUUUUGAGCAUACUUUAAUCGAAUUGCUUAUAAAACAUUGUACUUAUCUACUUCCUUCAAGUGGACGAUGGUUUGCUAGUAGACCUACUGAAUUAGUAGACAAUACAGCGCAUUCACCAUCUCAUCGUCAUAGUCAGAUCAUUACCACUACUGCUUUUAUUCCACCAAUCACUACAGUAUCAUCACCUAGUAUACCGCCCUCUUAUAAAAAAUGGAGUUUUUUACGAAGUCGAUCAUCCACGGAUAACCGUACAGUGCCAACUUUAGCACCUAUUCCAUGAAAUCUGAUAAAUAAAUAUCUCUCUGUGUUCGUCUGAGUACGACCGUUGUGUCCCUAUUAAAAAAAUUAUUGUGAAAUAUCAUAUUUUUUACUACCUAUCCUACCACUAAAUUGUUCUUUGCUUGUUUUGUAUCAACACACAUUUGUCAAUACAUUCCAUCAUUGUCUUGUAUGGCUGUUUUGUGUUCAUUUUCGCAUUUUUUUUUAAAAAGUACUCUGGUUCUUUCUAAAUUUGUACACAUAUUUAUACUGCUUUGUCGAACUCUUUAAUGUGUAUGCUUGACUUAAGGACAUUCAUAAGUAAUGUUUUCGCCUUCCAGUUUCUUUCUUCCUUCUUUUAAUUACGAUUUUAAAACAAAAUACAAACAGCUUAUUUCCAAGUUUAUAUAACUACUUUGAAGUAUAUUUAAAUCGAUAACGUUUAUAUAAAAUAGUGUUUCUAACCUCUAAUUAUGUAAUUCUAUCCUAUCUCAUUAUUCAACUCUUAUGCUGACGCAUCUUAAAUGAUGAUACUAUUUCCAUUUGUUGACUUUUAUAAAUAUGACCGACCAGUAAUGCAAGACGGGGAAAAGAAAUAACUCCUUGUACAUGUACAUAUGUUUCUGUAUAAAUAAACUGUGUUUUUUGAAAAAAAAUUAACCAUUAUUGUUCAAGUUAUUCGAUAGUCAAGCUUAAAUAAUACAUUUUUGAACCCGUAAA
This is a messenger RNA of Schistosoma turkestanicum, 1097 nucleotides long. Lineage: Eukaryota; Metazoa; Platyhelminthes; Trematoda; Strigeidida; Schistosomatidae. The record is from the annotation of a GenBank genome assembly.